Molecule: messenger RNA, 2499 nt
Organism: Plasmodium adleri (nom. inval.)
Lineage: Eukaryota; Apicomplexa; Aconoidasida; Haemosporida; Plasmodiidae
Product: elongation factor 2
Exons: 1
Coding region: 1-2499 (832 amino acids)
Biological process (GO): translational elongation
Cellular component (GO): cytosol; ribonucleoprotein complex
Molecular function (GO): GTP binding; ribosome binding; GTPase activity
Source: RefSeq, a predicted model, not a curated record
AUGGUGAACUUUACAGUAGAUCAAGUUCGUGAGAUCAUGAACAAAACCAAACAAAUUAGGAACAUGUCUGUUAUAGCACAUGUCGAUCACGGGAAAUCAACAUUAACAGAUUCUCUAGUUUCUAAGGCUGGUAUUAUAUCUAGUAAGAAUGCUGGAGAUGCUCGUUUUACUGAUACUAGGCAAGAUGAACAAGAAAGAUGUAUUACCAUUAAAUCGACUGGUAUAUCUAUGUAUUUUGAACAUGAUUUAGAAGAUGGAGAAGGAAAGAAACCCUUUUUAAUUAACCUUAUUGAUUCUCCAGGGCACGUCGAUUUUUCAUCAGAAGUUACUGCAGCAUUAAGAGUUACAGAUGGUGCUUUAGUUGUUGUUGAUACUAUUGAAGGUGUAUGUGUACAAACUGAAACUGUUUUAUAUCAAGCCUUAGGAGAAAGAAUUAAGCCUGUAUUACACGUUAAUAAAGUUGACAGAGCUUUAUUAGAAUUACAAAUGGAAGUUGAAGAUAUUUAUCAAACAUUCGCUAGAACUAUUGAAAGUGUUAAUGUCAUUAUCUCUACCUAUACUGACAAAUUAAUGGGUGAUAUUCAAGUAUAUCCAGAAAAAGGUACUGUAUCUUUUGGUUCUGGUUUACAAGGAUGGGCAUUUACCUUAGAAACCUUUUCAAGAAUCUAUUCCAAAAAGUUUGGUAUCGAGAAAAAGAAAAUGAUGCAACGUUUAUGGGGUAACAGUUUUUAUGAUGCCAAAACUAAAAAAUGGUCUAAGAAUCAACAAGAAGGAUAUAAAAGAGGUUUCUGUCAAUUUAUUAUGGAACCAAUUUUAAACUUGUGUCAAUCUAUCAUGAACGAUGAUAAAGAAAAAUAUUCAAAAAUGUUAACAAAUAUUGGUGUUGAAUUAAAAGGAGAUGACAAAUUAUUGACCGGAAAACAACUUUUAAAAAAAGCUAUGCAAUUGUGGUUACCAGCAGGUGAUACAUUAUUAGAAAUGAUUGUUACACACUUACCUUCUCCAGCUGAUGCACAAAAAUACCGUGUUGAAAACUUAUAUGAAGGUCCAAUGGAUGAUGAAGCAGCUAAUGCCAUCCGUAAUUGUGAUCCUAAUGGUCCAUUAAUGAUGUAUAUAUCAAAGAUGGUUCCUACAUCAGAUAAGGGUAGAUUUUAUGCUUUUGGUCGUGUCUUUUCAGGUACUGUUGCAACAGGACAAAAAGUUAGAAUCCAAGGACCACACUAUGUUCCAGGUGAAAAAACAGAUUUGUAUGAAAAGAAUAUUCAGAGAACUGUUUUAAUGAUGGGUAGAUAUACUGAACAAGUACAAGAUGUUCCAUGUGGUAACACAUGUUGUUUAGUUGGUGUAGAUCAAUAUAUAGUAAAAUCAGGUACUAUUACUACAUUUAAAGAAGCUCACAAUAUUGCUGAUAUGAAAUACAGUGUCUCCCCUGUCGUGCGUGUUGCUGUCAAACCAAAAGAUAGUAAACAAUUACCAAAAUUGGUUGAUGGUCUUAAGAAAUUAGCAAAAUCUGAUCCAUUAGUUUUAUGUACUACCGAUGAAAGUGGAGAACACAUUAUAUCUGGUUGUGGUGAAUUACAUAUUGAAAUAUGUUUGAAAGAUUUAAAAGACGAAUAUGCACAAAUCGAUUUUAUUGUAUCUGAUCCAGUUGUCUCAUACAGAGAAACAGUAACAGAAGAAUCUACCAUAACUUGUUUAGGAAAAUCUCCAAACAAACACAACCGUUUAUUCAUGAAAGCUUAUCCAUUAGCUGAAGGUUUACCAGAAGCUAUAGAUAAAAAUAAAGUAUCAGAUAAAGAUGAUCCAAAAACCAGAGCAAACUACUUACAUAGCAACUUUCAAUGGGAUAAGAACUUAGCUCUUAAAAUAUGGGCAUUCGGUCCAGAAACUAUUGGUCCUAACUUGUUAACAGAUAACACAAGUGGUAUUCAAUAUAUGAACGAAAUUAAAGUACAUUGUGUUGCAGCUUUCCAAUGGGCAUCCAAAGAAGGUGUUUUAUGUGAAGAAAAUAUGAGAGGUAUUGAAUUCAGAAUGUUAGAUGUUCAUAUGCACGCUGAUGCUAUCCACAGAGGUGCUGGACAAAUUAUGCCUGCAUGUAAAAAAUGUAUAUAUGCAUGUGAAUUAACAGCUUUCCCAAGAUUAGUUGAACCAAUCUAUCUUGUCGAUAUUAGUUGCCCACAAGAUGUUGUUAGUGGUGUUUAUGGUGUUUUGAACAAAAGAAGAGGUAUUGUUAUAUCAGAAGAACAAAAAUUAGGUACUCCAUUAUUAAAAAUUCAAUCUCACUUACCUGUCUCAGAAUCAUUUGGUUUCACCUCAGCUUUACGUGCUGCUACAUCUGGUCAAGCUUUCCCACAAUGUGUCUUUGAUCACUGGUCUGUAUUAUAUGACGAUCCAUUUGAUUCAAACAAAAACUCAUACAAAAUUAUUAUGAACAUUAGAGAAAGAAAAGGUAUUAAAGUUGAAAUGCCACAAUUAGAUCAAUAUUUAGAUAAACUUUAA